This is a messenger RNA of Myodes glareolus (Bank vole), 1190 nucleotides long. RefSeq names its product endosulfine alpha (gene Ensa). The record is from RefSeq and is a predicted model, not a curated record. Lineage: Eukaryota; Metazoa; Chordata; Mammalia; Rodentia; Cricetidae. Gene Ontology annotation, molecular function: protein phosphatase inhibitor activity. Gene Ontology annotation, cellular component: cytoplasm.
CGUCACGGGCUCGGGCCGCCAUUUUGACUGAGCAACCAUAGUGACAGGAGCCGAAGCAGCAGCUCAGGUUGUCCCCGUUUCCCCUCCCCCUUCCCUUUUCUGGCUGACUUUCCGGGCCCUGCAUUUCACAGUCCCGGUCCUGCCAUGUCCCAGAAACAAGAAGAGAAUCCUGCGGAGGAGACUGGCGAGGAGAAGCAGGACACACAGGAGAAAGAAGGUAUUCUCCCCGAGAGAGCUGAGGAGGCAAAGCUAAAGGCCAAAUAUCCAAGCCUAGGACAAAAGCCUGGAGGCUCCGACUUCCUCAUGAAAAGACUCCAGAAAGGGCAAAAGUACUUUGACUCAGGAGACUACAACAUGGCCAAAGCGAAGAUGAAGAACAAACAGCUGCCGAGCGCAGGGCCAGACAAGAACCUGGUGACCGGUGACCACAUCCCCACCCCACAGGACCUGCCCCAGAGAAAGUCCUCACUCGUCACCAGCAAGCUUGCGGGUGGCCAAGUUGAAUGAUGCUGCCUGGGGCUCCACCAGAUCGUGAGACGCUGCCCACUUGGGGUCCUGUGCUGGCUCCUGCCCCUCCCUGUUUUUGCAGCCAGGGGUCAGGAGGUGGCCCAGGUGCAGGCUAGAGAGGCAGAGAUCCCUGCCCACUGGUGUCCCAGCGCGCAUGGAGCCCCUUGGGCUGAGCACCAAGACCUUGGACUUUUUUUUUGUUUUACAUUUUUUUUUUCCAAAUAACGGUUGGGAGAAAUUUCAUUGAAAUCCCAAGGGUGGGGUUAAGGGGGUGGAGUGGAAGCUGUGGGGGAAAAUGAGCUAGGAUUUGUAGCUGAUGAAAAAGACAGUUUUCUACCAUUCUUGUUAAGCACAGGUUUGAGAUGGUUCUAAGUGAAGGGGUUGUCAGCAGACUAAUGGAAGGGCUUCGAGGUCAGCUCUGAAGAGAGAUACAUUGUUUAAUGUGGCUAGUGACCUGGAGUCAGAGAAAAGGAAUUGUGCGCUGUAAUUUCUCUGCUUCUGUAGAGCAAGCCGAGGAGUCAGUGUUACUUGUUCCUUUAACAGAAGUGUUGUCCUUGAGGCAGGUUUGCUAUGGGAGAAGGGCAGUGAGUGGGGAGCCCCACAGAGCCCUGGGGAAUUUUUUCAGUAUUUGAAAUAAAACAAGAACAACAAAAAACACCCGUGGAAAAAACCAAACCCAGAAA